AUGUUUGAAAUAAAACUAAACAAAUGCCUAAAGACAGAACUAGAAAAACUUUCCUCAGAAGCUACAAUAACCCAACAACAAAACCAAAGUUUCUCAAAGGAUGAGAUCAGUCGAUACAUUAAACAUGACAGUAUACCAAUGUCUUCCUUACUUAGUAUAUAUAAUCUCUACUGGAAGGAUAAUACAGGCGUAACUAUUAAAGAAUUACUCACUCCAUUAAGCUUUAAGUUCAAAGAAAAACGUAAACGUGGUGAGGGUUAUUCAAAAGAAUUCAAAGAGCAAUUAGAGAAACUUCGACUAGUUCAGCAGGAGAAUGAUUAUCAAAGGUUGGUUAGUCGGGAAAAGGAAACCAACAGCUUGGUUCAUGUCAAAGAAGGCGACGAAUUGGAUCUUUCUCCAGCUCAAAUUAAUAAACAAAUAAAAGAACAGGUGACUACGAUUUUUAAUAUUCUUUUAAGUGUGCUCUCAGUUAUCUUUGCUAUAUGGUACUGGACUGGGACUUCGAUGAGAAUAGAUAUUCCAUACAGAAUUCUGUUGUGCCUCUUUUUUGGCAUUUUAGUGCUAGUUGCAGAGGUUGUUGUAUAUAAUAGUUACUUAAACAAAAUUGACGAUGCUAGGAAGAAAGAAAGAAGUAAAGUAGAGAAAAAGAAAGUAAUUAAAACAUUGUAG
Maudiozyma saulgeensis is the source of this 669-nucleotide messenger RNA. The record is from the annotation of a GenBank genome assembly. NCBI's taxonomy places the organism in Eukaryota, Fungi, Ascomycota, Saccharomycetes, Saccharomycetales, Saccharomycetaceae.